This is a messenger RNA of Erythranthe guttata (spotted monkey flower), 1339 nucleotides long. Lineage: Eukaryota; Viridiplantae; Streptophyta; Magnoliopsida; Lamiales; Phrymaceae. The record is from RefSeq and is a predicted model, not a curated record.
AUGGGAGAACAAAGAGAAGCGGCGGUGAUAGUCGUCGGCGGCGGUCCAUCCGGGCUAGCGACGGCGGCGUACCUGCAGCAUCUGUCAAUACCGUACAUACUUCUAGAGAGAGAAGAUUGCUUCGCUUCUCUGUGGCAGAAGUAUUCGUACGAUAGGGUUCAUCUCCACCUUGCCAAACAAUUCUGCGAGCUUCCUCUCAUGCCUUUCCCCGCCACCUACCCAACUUACGUAUCCAGAGAGGAAUUCAUUCGCUACUUAAACGACUACGUUUCGCACUUCAGUAUCCGCCCCGCCUACCGGAGGUCGGUGGAGGCGGCGGCGUACGACGAAACCGCCGGAAAAUGGACGAUCGCGGCUAGGAACCUCGAUUCCGGCGAAGUGGAGGACUACCGGUCGAGGUUCGUGGUGGUGGCGACCGGAGAAACUUGCGACCCGAGUAUCCCGGAGAUCGAGGGUUUGGGGAGUUUUUCCGGCGAGGUGUUGCACUCGACGGAGUUCAAGAACGGGAAGAAGUUUGAGGGGAAAAGUGUGCUGGUGGUUGGGAGUGGGAACUCCGGCAUGGAAAUCGCGCUUGAUCUUUCAAACUCCGGCGCCAAAACCUCCAUUGUUGUCCGAAGCCAGGUACAUGUAGUGUCGAGGGGGAUGGUGUAUGCAGGACUGGUUCUAUUGAAAUAUUUGCCAUUCAAGUGGGUUGACUCAUUCGUAACGAUGAUGAGCAAAAUAGUAUAUGGUGAUUUGAGUAAAUAUGGUGUUCAUAGGCCUAAAGAAGGUCCUUUUGCUCUCAAAGUCAAGUAUGGUAAAUACCCUAUUAUCGAUCUUGGUACUUUUCACAACAUCAAGUCCGGCAAAAUUCAGGUGUUGCCAGGAAUAAGAAGCGUUGAAGGCAACAACGUUUUAUUUGAAAAUGAAAAAGAAUAUCCAUUCGACGUGAUUCUCUUCGCCACAGGUUUCAAAAGAUCCACCAAGGAAUGGCUCAAGGGAGAUGAUUAUCUGUUGAGUGAAGAUGGUCUACCAAAGCCAAGUUAUCCUAACCAUUGGAAGGGACAGAAUGGGCUCUAUUGCGCUGGGCUCGCCCGCAGAGGAUUGUACGGUGCUGCUGCCGACGCCCAAAACAUAGCCAAUCAUAUCAACAAACAACUAUUGCCCUGAUUUUCCUUUUUCUUUUUUAAUUUUAUUUAUUUUUAUUUUUCUUGUGAACAGCAAAAACAGCUAAUAUAGUUGUGUACUGUUGAACUAGAACAUCGUAGAUUGAUUUUGUUUUUCAAGGUUUUCUUACAGCAUUUUGCCUGCUCUGUUUAUUAUAUUUGCAAUGAUAAAUAAAUCGAGUUAAAUUAAACUA